UCAGUCUGACCGACGGGGGCGAAGCGUAAUUUCGGAAUUCAGAGGCGCCCUUCUUGACCGCCGCCGCCGCCGCCGCCGCCGCCGUCAACAAGCCGAGCAAGCAGCCAUGGAGGGAUCCGCCGCGGCGCCGCUCCGCACGCGCGUCUGCAUCAUCGGGAGCGGCCCAGCCGCGCACACGGCGGCCAUCUACGCCGCCCGCGCGGAGCUCAAGCCCGUUCUCUUCGAGGGCUGGAUGGCCAACGACAUCGCCGCGGGCGGGCAGCUCACCACCACCACCGACGUCGAGAACUUCCCGGGCUUCCCCGACGGCAUCAUGGGCGCCGACCUCAUGGACCGCUGCCGCGCGCAGUCCGCCCGCUUCGGCACCAACAUCCUCUCCGAGACCGUCACCGCCGUCGACUUCGCGGCCCGCCCCUUCCGCGUCGCCUCCGACUCCACCACCGUCCUCGCCGACGCCGUCGUCGUCGCCACGGGGGCCGUCGCCCGACGCCUCCACUUCCCCGGCUCCGAUACGUACUGGAACCGCGGCAUCUCCGCCUGCGCCGUCUGCGACGGCGCCGCCCCCAUCUUCCGGAACAAGCCCAUCGCCGUCAUAGGCGGAGGCGAUUCCGCCAUGGAGGAGGCCAACUUCCUCACCAAGUAUGGCUCCCACGUCUACAUCAUCCACCGCCGGAACACCUUCCGGGCUUCCAAGAUUAUGCAGGCCAGGGCGCUCGAAAACCCCAAAAUCCAAGUCAUCUGGGACUCGGAGGUUGUUGAGGCCUAUGGCGGCGCAGGCGGUGGCCCAUUGGCUGGCGUCAAGGUCAAGAACCUGGUGAGUGGUGAGGUCUCGGAUCUUCAAGUGUCCGGCCUCUUCUUUGCUAUUGGGCACGAGCCGGCGACCAAGUUCCUCGGUGGGCAGCUCGAACUCGAUUCAGAUGGAUAUGUGGCAACCAAGCCGGGCUCCACUCACACCAGUGUGAAGGGUGUCUUCGCUGCUGGCGACGUGCAGGACAAGAAGUAUCGCCAGGCCAUUACUGCUGCUGGAUCAGGGUGCAUGGCCGCUCUGGAUGCUGAGCACUAUCUGCAGGAGGUCGGUGCGCAGGAGGGCAAGUCUGAUUGACUAUAUUUUGGUGUACCAACCACCAGCCAAUCAGAAUGCCACUUGCCGGUGCUGAAAUCUACCCUCUGAUGUGCGUUAUGCCAUGAGUAUUCAUGAUCGAAUUUGGACUUUUGUGCUGCUUAUCAGUAUAGCACACUAUUCUUCUCAUUAGUAUUCGGAUGUCUGAACGAGGGAACUAUCAAUGUACUCGAAAUUGAUUCGUAUUUACUUACGCUUGAACUUGUAUUAUCGUUUUAGAUAUCUCUUUGGAAUCAGCGUGUUGUUCGUGCCA
Setaria italica (foxtail millet) is the source of this 1373-nucleotide messenger RNA. Its product is annotated as thioredoxin reductase NTRB. The record is from RefSeq and is a predicted model, not a curated record. NCBI's taxonomy places the organism in Eukaryota, Viridiplantae, Streptophyta, Magnoliopsida, Poales, Poaceae. Gene Ontology annotation, biological process: removal of superoxide radicals. Gene Ontology annotation, cellular component: cytoplasm. Gene Ontology annotation, molecular function: thioredoxin-disulfide reductase (NADPH) activity. The transcript is spliced from 2 exons. Bases 107 to 1102 code for a protein of 331 amino acids.